This is a messenger RNA of Osmia bicornis bicornis, 5806 nucleotides long. RefSeq names its product GTPase-activating Rap/Ran-GAP domain-like protein 3. Gene Ontology annotation, biological process: regulation of small GTPase mediated signal transduction; activation of GTPase activity. Gene Ontology annotation, molecular function: GTPase activator activity. The transcript is spliced from 17 exons. Lineage: Eukaryota; Metazoa; Arthropoda; Insecta; Hymenoptera; Megachilidae. Bases 2597 to 5755 code for a protein of 1052 amino acids. The record is from RefSeq and is a predicted model, not a curated record. Gene Ontology annotation, cellular component: cytoplasm.
GAAAUUUAUUUAUAAUUCACAAAAUUAAUUUUUCAAUUAGAACAAGUGCUAUUACAACUGAUUAAACCUUCUGGAUUAAAAUAAAAAUGAACUGAAUUCGACGAAUAGAUGUCGAGAUAAAAAUUUAUAUCUGCAUUUUUCAAACGAAUUCAAAAUCAAACCUUCCCUUAAUUUCUCGUGCCAUACGUCAUAUUUCGUUUCCUAUAAAUCUCCGAUAUUGAGGUCAAAAAACGAUCGAUCGAGGAUGGGGGGAUGACUCUUAUGCAAUGUACUGAACCUUAAAACAGAAUGCAGUGUACGAUCCUGUGUGCCGCUUCUUGAGGGUUGUUUCUCACUCGCGCACAACAGCGAAGGAACAUACACCGAGAACUUCACAGAGCUGUUAUAGUAGCUGUAACAAUAUGUAUACAGUAGGAUCUCAAUUAACCGGGUCGAGAUUAUCCGAGCUUUCAGAUUUGUUAACAACUUCUCCACAAUCGUUUGUUGCGAAUUCUGGCAAACAAAAAGGAUUUACACGAUAUUCAUUCUUUGGAUUAGUUCGUCGCUUUCCCGAUACAAUAACGAAAGAUUAAUAAAAGGUUGAAAAGAUAAAACAUAAUCACACCAUUGGGGAAUCCGCACAUCCCUCGUAAUUCCUGAAACGCGAGAGCCCCGGGCAGUUGCCCUUCUGCCCUAUAAUCUGCCCUAAAUCAAACUUGAAAAGUAGUAAUUUUUAAUAUAAUAUAAUUAAUAAUAAUAAUAUAAGAGCUGUUGAUUUGAUAAAAUAUGCAGUCAUCGAUAUUCGCGCACUAGAAGGCCCGAGCUCCAUUAAGCUAAAAAGUCACAGAGGCAAGGAAUCGUGCGUUCACACCGCCCAAUUCUUUUCUAAUAGGUCCACUGUCUGACGAAAUACGCGAACGAAACUAAAUGCGACAAAGUAAGACAGGGGUAUCGAAUAUCGCUGUGUCCCAUUCUGCCAUGUUUAGUUUCGUUCGCGUAUUUCGUCACGCAGUGGACCUAUUAGAAAAGAAUUGGGCGGUGCGAACGCACGAAUCUCCUUACCCCUGCGAUUUCAUUAAGCUUAAUGGAGCUCGGCCUUCUUCUAGCGCGCGAACAGAUCUAAUAUUGAAUUUUUGGAAUAAUUUUAUUACAUCAAUUACAAUUUCAUGUUUCUAUCCUCUGUAUCAUUAUCUUUCUAAUAAUUGUAAAUAGCAAUUAGAUGUAAAGAUCAUUCUAUUUCUGUGUUUAUCGUAUUUGAUUAUUCCAAAUUUUCAGUUUCGAUACUGUUUGUUAUAUGCUUAAAUUAUUUAUUGAAAAAUUUUUAUUUUCAUCUAAAAAGUUUGCCUUAUUAGCGAUUUUUAGAAUGUCUGAAACUGAUUCUUUAAUGAUGAUGCAUAUUUUAGAUUUUUCAAAUAUUCGAGAGUUUACAAUCGGAAAAGUGCGCCGAGAAAAGUAAUUUGACAAUUAUUAAAACAUUUUCGACGAGCAGAGUUCGCUCGAACAAUUCCAAUUAAUUACCGUAACGAAUGAAGUAGUAAAUGGCUGUUUCUGUUUGUUACACGCUGUUAAUUAAAAUGUCGAAGUUGAAGGACGCUUCCUAUAUUUUAACUAACUUGAGGACUUUUUGAUACUCGUUCAUUUCUGUGAAAUUAUUACAAGUUUCUUUAGCAACCCUGGGUAAUUCCGGAUGAAAGGAAUCGCAGUCAAGGUGAAUGUCACUAUACGAUCCUUUCCUUUAAUUUUGAUGGAAAAAAGAAAUGGAAAAGGAAAGAAAAAUCCAUGAACACGUGCGCUGCUUGUUAAAAUUAAAAAGCAAAAUAAUUUGCUUCACUUUAGUGUAUAAUUUAGAGACUAAAAAUUGUAUAAAAAAGAAAAUUAAAAAUUCUUUUUUUAUAAUGAUGUAAAAUUUAGAAAACGAAAAUAAUAUGAGAUACAAAAUCACAUUAAAAUUGUGACUCUCUUCAUGGUCCGUUGUUAGAGGGUUAAAUUACAUGUCUGUCAUUAUAAUUAGUAAUACUUUUCUAUUUUUAUAAAAACCUUCAAGCUUAUUAGUAAAACAAGAUUCUAUUGUUGUUUAUACGCAAUUUUCUCCGUAUCUAAAUUGUAAUUGCAACAAUUCAAGGUAAUGAAAAUCUAAGGAAGCAAUUUUCAUUAUACCUUGACUAUUUCUUUUCUCCGUACUUAUCACCACGUGUGGUCUUAUAUAGCAACGUUUAAAUAAGACACUCUUUCAAUCCACUGCAAAUAAAAAAAAGUGACUGUCUGAAAUUGUUAUUUUGUCCAUCAAAUAAUUAAACGUAUCCAAUGUUACUUUAUUUGAAAUAAACUUCUAUCGAUUUUUCAGUAUAUUGUUUUUCAACUAACAAUAAGAUUUUAUGAAGUUUUUUUAAAUUGCUCGUCGGAUAAGGAAAAGUAACCCCCACGAAAAAUGGCGAUGGUUGUCCAUUUAAUUUCAUCGCUGAUCGUCCAAUUACGCGAGAUAGCGUCAGUGAGUUAUCCAUUCAAGAGACUGUAACGCAUUUGAAAAAGUCUCAAAAGAAGAGAAGACGAAGAAUAUUUAUCAGGCUUAUCGGUUCGAUCCGAAAGGGUAAAGAAACACUGUUUAAACUGUACGAAGAUGAUGUGCUUGGACAUAAAGCUAGUCUCGCGUUUACGAGGAGUCUCGUCGACGAGUAGCGCGACGAACGUGUCGGCGACGACCCCCUCGUCGGCAACCUCGACCUCGUCGACGACCGCUUUUCUGGAGAAGUGCAAACGUGGCAAAGGAAGAAGAGAAAGCACCGGAGACGCGAGCUCGGUGACCGAGAGCGACAGCGAAGAGGAAACGUUGCCGAUCGGUCCUGAAAUGAUUCGCCGGAACAGAUCGAGAUCGGUUUGCGUGUCUGCAUUGUCGUCUAUGCACCAGGGGCAUCUGCGUCGACGAGCCAGCCACCAUGUGUCUACAAAUGAUACCAUUUCCAGGCGAGGAGUUCUUUCCAGACGGUAUUAUGGCAGCGUUGAAAUGCUACCGCAGAUAGAGCAAGACGGCUAUGACAAUGGGCGAAGAUUUCGAGUUGAGAACGGAGAUUCUCCUGGGGAGAAAGAGGAAAUGUUCGGAUCACCGAGUACACCGAUAUUGGAAAACCCUGAGUACCAAACGCGUUGGUACUUCAAGUACUUCCUCGGCAAACUGCAUCAAAACUAUAUCGCUGCUGAUCCAGAAAGGAAUUCUCUAUUCUUGUCGGUGGUAACCAACGAAGUCAGCGAUCAAAGUGUACCACAUUACAGAGUGAUUUUAUGGACAAAAUCAGGCGCACAAAAGAUAUCGCUGCCAUAUUCUGCGAACAAAACGAUAACUAUAAGACAGAUCCUGAGUAAUUUCUUUGGAUUGGAUAAGCUUGACAAAGCUCCUCGGGAGGUUUUCGCGCCGGAGAUACAAAAAGAUCUGCUGCUGUUGGAGGAACAAGAGGGUUCUGUGAAUUUCAAAUUUGGCAUAAUAUAUGCAAAGAAAGGGCAAACCACCGACGAUGAGAUGUUGUCUAACGAAAAGGGUAGCCCUGACUUCGACAAGUUCCUCGAGAUCCUGGGCGAAAGGAUACGAUUGAAAAACUGGGACAAAUAUCGAGGUGGUUUGGACGUGAAAGGCGACAUGACGGGAAAAGAAAGUUAUUAUACAGUGUACGCGGGGCAUGAAGUUAUGUAUCAUGUGAGCACGAUGCUUCCUUACUCAAAGGACAAUCCGCAACAGCUAGAGAGAAAGCGGCACAUCGGCAACGACAUCGUCAAUAUCAUUUACACGGACGACCCUAACGCGAUAGACACCUUCAACCCUAAUUGCAUCAGAAGUCAAUUUACACAUGUGUUUGCGGUGGUGUCAACCGAGGAUAGUGGCAAAGGAUGGCGAGUAGCCAUAUUUUGCGACGAAAGUGUACCAUUGUUUGGGCCCAGUCUACCCUGUCCGCCCGUCUUCGAGGAUCCCUACACCCUGAGGGAGUUUCUUUUGGUGAAACUGAUAAACGGAGAGAAAGCGACGUUCAACACUCCAACGUUCGCCCAAAAGAGGGAGAGAACAUUGGACGCCCUGCUACGAGACAUGUACCAGGAGCACUCGCAGGAUAGCAAAAGCAACAGCAUGUUAAACCGACGAGCACUGUCGGACGUGGUGGAGGCUCCAGGUCGACGCCGCGAGGAAACACGGGCCGUGGAGAUGGUGCAGGUCGGCCAGGCUUUGAAGUUGGAAGCGAUCGUUAGGGGUCUCGCGCCAACUUCUUUAGCCACAGCCGGACCUUUGAAGCCAAGACCGUGGGAGCCACGGUGCAUCUAUCCGGAUUUUCCUCACGAAAUCGUUUGCGGUGACGUUUGGUUAGACAACAGGCUGAUCCUCGCCAGCGAGAAUGGAACGUUUCUGCUCGAAGACAGCAUAUCGCACAGAUUAAUCUUCGACGAGUCCGUGCAGAUCAAGCAACUGGACGUGGUGGAGCAACACGGUAUACUAUUGUUUCGUACCGGGGACAAAGGGAAAGAGAGCAACGUUUACGUGUUUCGUUUGAAAGAGUUUGAGAACAACACCGGUAACAGAUCUGCCGAAGUACCGAACGACCGUGAGGAGGAUCAGGACGGCGAAGACAACGGCGAAGAUGAGGAUGCCGAGGAUGACGGGGACGAGAGCGAGGACAAUGAUUGUGAUAAUUUUACAAGAGCCACGGCGAAAUUCAAGCCCGUCAUUCGUCGUACUCGCGCUCGUGUUCGUCCAUUGGCUGUCAGAGGACGAACCCACAUAAAAGAAAGAAAACUACCACGAACGAGAGGAUGCAAUUUAUACAGUAUUACCAUGCCUGGUGGUUCCCAUUUACGCAUGUGUGUGGUAGUUGGAAGACGUUUGACGGUUCUACAGUGGAAACAUAGUGCAGCAUGGACUGCAUGGUGUUCUGCAGCUGACACGGAUACCAUCGAUGGUUUUCUAUUUGUGAAGGAAUUCAACGUGAACGAAACUCCUUCUUUAGUGACAAUAAUCGAGAAUACGAAUAAUGAAUGGACGCUAUGUUGUGGCGUGCGACAUCAUUUUGAACUGAUCUCAUCUUCUGGAAGCACAAGAGUCCUUCAUAUCGAAGGAACACCAAAGCCUCAUCUAGUGGCUGCCUUAAACCUCUGUGAAGACGAGGAACCUGAACUACUGCUUUGUUAUAAUAACAUCUGCCACUUUCAAAAGAUAUGGGAGGAGAGUACCACACCAACGGAAUUCGAUUUCAACUGGAAUUCUGUACCGGCAGCAAUAGCUUGUGCCUUCCCUUAUAUUAUUGCCUUCACUAACGAUACCAUGGAGAUACGGUUAAUCAUCAAUGGAAACCUGGUGCACACGAUCGCAAUGCCCAAUUUGAAUCUGUUCACAUCCAAACAAGAUAUCUUCUUCUCGACGACAGCCCCGGAAUUUCUACCAGGCAAAUGCGAAAGAAUCCGGCUGGACACAAAGCCUGCGGACAAAGAAGAACCGGUUUCCAGUCCAUCUCCUUUCACACAAUCUUCGUCAUCGUCCCGAACUAAUCUGCAAAACAAUCAUGGCGACUGGAAACCAAUAAGAAUCUAUCAAAUACCGCUGCAAACAUUGUCCAGAAGCACUCUGUCGAAUUGUUCGCAAAGACGGUGUCCCAGUCCGGCCGAACCGGAAGUCGUCUCCGCUCCACCAAUCAGCGACAAGAGUUUCCUAAGCGUCGAACCUCAUCGGGCAUUGAGUAGAUCCUGCAGUAGCAGUCCAACGCCAACACCGACGAACCUGAUACCACCACGAAUCAGAAAAUAAAUAAAUUUUGAUAAUUUACUAAGAUUUUAAUGGAUUGCAGGUACCUGAAGC